AAUUUUCAGGUUUCUCUCUCUUUCUCUCACACUCUCGGGUUCUCCCUCUCACAGUAGCACUUUCCUUUUUAGAUUUAAGCCGUGACUAACUUAGGCCACUGGAGUCGACAUACAUCCCCGCCGCCAAGGGCAUUGAAAUAAGUCUUAGACAGCCUCACCUCGUUAUCAAAUAAGUUGUAUCACCGUAACGAAAUUUGGGUACAGGGCGUUACACUUAAAAUGGGUUUGAAGGAGUUAAUGGACAGACCUAAUUUGGUAGAAGUGCUUAACUUGAAUUGGGACUGUGGCUUAAGGAGCCUUGCAGAGUUUCUGACUCAUCAGCAAAGUAUUAGGUUGACAGCAAGAGAUUUCAGUUUAUCUGAAAAAAUAGUAUUUUUUUCAUCUUGUGAGAUCUCACUCAUUAAAUUCAUCAUAGCUUGAAAAAGUUGUUUUGUUUCCCAAAUCUGAUUACAAAACUGCAGGAGAGCCUCUAGUGGAUAUGCUUCCUGUGGGUUUGAAAAUACGGAGUGCCGCAAAAAGGACCUAUUGUGUGGGUGCCAGACAUUAUGAAGAUUUGUCCCUUUUCCUUGAAAAUAUACAAUGUUUAUCAGGCAAUAUACAAUGUUUAUCAGGCUUUAGAUCUAAUCACCAAGUCUUGUCAGCUGUUCUUAAAUCCUGCGCUACUCUCUCAGCCAUCAAAUUUGGGAAAACUCUUCAUGGUUACAUUGUGAAGCAGGGCCAUCUUACCUGUCACACUGUAUCUAAAGCUCUGCUUAACAUGUAUGCAAAAUGUGGCGUGCUUGAUGAUUGCCAGAGGCUGUUUAGUCAGAUUGGCAACUCUGAUCCCGUCACUUGGAACAUCAUCCUGUCUGGAUUUUCGGGAUCCCGAAUGUAUGAUGUGGAGGUGAUGAGAUUGUAUGAUGUUAUGCACAAAGGUGGUGAAGCUAAACCUAGCUCUAUCACUAUUGCUACCAUUCUUCCGGUGUGUGCACGGUUAUUAGAAAUCAAUACGGGGAAGUGUGUGCACUCUUAUGUGAUUAAAUCUGGACUGGACACAGAUACCCUUGUUGGGAAUGCGCUGAUAUCAAUGUAUGCAAAAUGUGGGCUAGUUUGCAAUGAUGCCUUGGCUGUGUUUAAUAGCAUGAAUGAUAAAGAUGUUGUUUCGUGGAAUGCAAUUAUUGCAGGAUUUGCUGAGAAUAAGUUAACAGGCAAUGCAUUCAAAUGGUUCCAAUGGAUGUUGGAAGGACCAGUGGAACCAAAUUAUGCAACCAUUGCAAAUAUUCUACCUGUUUGUGCUUCUUUAGAUGAGAAUGCUCCCUACCAUUUAGGAAGAGAGAUACACUGUUAUGUGCAACGGCGAACAGAAUUAAUUUCAGAUGUUUCUGUCCGCAAUGCUUUGGUGAGCUUCUACUUGAGAGGUGGAUGGAUGAAAGAAGCAGUAUCCUUGUUCCAGAGCAUGACAUCAAGAGAUUUGGUUUCAUGGAAUGCCAUAAUUGCAGGUUAUGCAUCAAAUGGUGAGUGGUUGAAAGCUUUGGACUUGUUUCGUGAAUUACUCUCUUUAGAGAUGAUUCAGCCUGAUUCUAUAACUUUUGUGAGCAUUCUUCCUGCUUGUGCUAUCUUGCAGAAUUUGCUGGUAGGGAAAGAGAUUCAUGGGUAUAUUCUUCGACAUCCGUACCUGCACGAUGACACAGCCGUAGGUAAUGCCCUCAUUAGUUUCUAUGCAAAAUGCUGUCACAUGGAAGCUGCAUUUCAGAUGUUUUUGACGAUAUUUGAAAGAGAUUUGAUAUCGUGGAACUCUAUACUCAAUGCGUUUGUGGAUGGUGGAUAUGACAACAAGUUUCUGGGCCUAUUAAACUGGAUGCUCAAUGAAGGAAUUAGACCCGACUCCAUUACUAUCUUGACUAUACUUCAUUUUUGUGCUAAUGUUAUGAGAGUAGAGAAGGUUAAAGAAACUCAUAGCUAUUCAAUGAAGACUGGUUUGUUGCAAGGUGAUAUUGAACCUACUGUUGGAAAUGCGUUGCUUGAUGCAUAUGCCAAAUGUGGAAACAUUGAGUAUGCAUUCAAGAUUUUUCAGAGUUUUUCAGGGAAAAGGAAUUUGGUCACCUACAAUGCAAUGAUCUCAGGUUACGUGAAUUGUAGAUCACAUGAUGAUGCAUAUAAGAUUUUUGACAGGAUGUCUGAAACAGAUCUCACUACCUGGAAUCUAAUGGUUCGAGUUUAUGCAGAGAAUGAUUGUCCUGGUGAAGCUCUCAAUUUGCUUCAGGAGUUACAAGCUCGAGGAAUGAAGCCUGAUACAGUGACAAUUAUGAGCUUCCUUCCUGUAUGCACUCAAAUGGCCUCUGUCCACCAGCUGAACCAGUGCCAUGGAUAUGCACUUAGAGCUGGUUUUGAGGAUGCUCGCUUGAAGGGAGCUUUGUUAGAUGUAUAUGCAAAAUGUGGCGCUAUAAAGUCUGCUUAUAAGCUUUUUCAUUCAAGCACCCACAAGGACUUGGUUAUGUUCACAGCUAUGGUCAGUGGGUAUGCCAUGCAUGGUAUGGGAGAGGAAGCACUUAGUGUUUUCUCUUAUAUGCUUGAGCUGGGUGUGAAGCCAGAUCAUGUCAUCAUCACUGCUGUGUUAUCUGCUUGCAGUCAUUCUGGUCUUGUAAGUGAAGGGUUGAAGGUGUUUUAUUCAAUAGAGAAGGUCCAUGGAUUCAAGCCAACCAUGGAACAAUAUGCCUCUGUGGUGGAUCUCCUUGCUCGUGGUGGUAGGGUAAACGAUGCGUAUUCUUUUGUGGUUAGGAUGCCCAUUGAAGCUAAUGCAAAUGUGUGGGGGACACUUCUAGGUGCCUGUAGGACACAUCAUGAGGUAGAAUUGGGCCGUCUUGUAGCAGAUCGACUUUUUGAAAUUGAAGCUAACAACAUUGGGAACUAUGUGGUAAUGUCAAACCUAUAUGCAGCAGAUGCUAGAUGGGAUGGGGUCAUAGAGAUAAGAAAGCUUAUGAGGAAUAGAGAUCUGAAAAAGCCAGCAGGAUGCAGCUGGAUUGAAGUGGAGAGGAGGAAAAAUGUUUUUGUAGCUGGGGAUUCUACUCAUUCUCAAAGGUGCCUUAUAUACAGCACUCUGAGUACAUUGGAUCAACAGAUCAAGGAGCCGGUUCAUUUUUAAUUUAAUCAAUGAGUUUACUUGUGUCUCCAAAUUGAAUGCAUAUAGCUUUUGGAGGCAGGCCAGUUGCUUUGGUUUACAGGUACACCAUCAUACUUGAAUUAUUUUUUGUUGUGUAAAGAGGGCUCCAUGUGUAGCCUAUGAAUAGUUGCCCUUUCAAUCCGAAAAUUUUAUAAGAAUUUACCAAACAGACAAGGUUGGAUCUGUAAUAACUGGAGAUAUAGCUGGCGGAUGGGUGGUUUCUGCACUUUCAGAUAAGGUGUGAUAAAGUUGCAGGGUGGAGGCCUCAUUACGUCACCCGCCGACAUGCGGAUAAGUUGACUUAUCCACACCAGACUGCUAUAUUAUGUCCGAACAUUUGGUAAUCUUCCACUGAAGAAUUGAGCUUUCUUGGGUUAAUUGGUAAACACGAAUUGAUUAUAGUUGGUUUAGGCAAGGGCAACUUGCCUACUUACAUCAUCUUGCUAUGCAAUGGGAAGUAACUCUCACACCCAUGAAAAUUUUGCAUAUUUCAUAGCUUUUAUUAUGGGAUUGUCUUUAAAAAGAGCAAACCAUUUUGAUGUUACAGCUGAUCGUGCCGUCGAACUUAACCAACGAACACCAAUUAGAUGAACGGAGAUGAUGAAGCCCUGACCAGGCAUGGUGCCAAAUCCUUAUUUUGCCUGGUACGAAGCACGUCCAUGGCCAAAUGCCACCUGCUUUGGCUAGCAAAUUCUUACCUGCUAACAGGCAACUAUUAUUGUUAGUUGGUAUUAUGCUUCAUUUCAUGCUUACUCGUAGGCAAAGAGCUUUAUCAGGUUUUUCUUAGAGAAUCGUGGGGCUGUUGAGACAUGAUCACAAGCCUGAUAAAUGAAAAAAAUUCGGUGGGCAUGAAACAUCCUUCCACACUAGGCGGUUCAGAGACUGAAAGAAAGUAGGCUGUGCAUACCGUUCAAGGACUCAACUUGUUCCUUUCUCCAUUACCAAGAACAGAAGGCGUAUGUUUUUCACAUUCAUUCACUCUUGCAAACACGAACAGAGCUUCAAAUGGAGGGAUGGCCUUUGUGAGGUGGAAUUUCCUUCAGAAUGGCUUGCAGGGUUCUGGACUCUAUGUUCCUUUCAAUGGUAUACGCUGCAAUCCUCUCUCUCUGUCGUGCUCCCUAACAUACCAUUUUCUCAUUUUGCUUCUUCUUUUUUUCGUUUUCUUUUUUUGUUUAUAAUUAGUUUUGGUUUGGAUAUUAGUGCCACCAUCAAAGGUGAAGUGGGAAUAAAAAAAUUUUAGCC
Juglans microcarpa x Juglans regia is the source of this 4381-nucleotide messenger RNA. Its product is annotated as putative pentatricopeptide repeat-containing protein At5g08490. The transcript is spliced from 6 exons. Bases 479 to 3121 code for a protein of 880 amino acids. Gene Ontology annotation, biological process: RNA modification. Gene Ontology annotation, molecular function: protein binding; RNA binding. The record is from RefSeq and is a predicted model, not a curated record. Lineage: Eukaryota; Viridiplantae; Streptophyta; Magnoliopsida; Fagales; Juglandaceae.